ACUCUUUCAUCUCUCUAACUCUCUUUGCUUGUUUAUUGAUCUAUACGAACAAGUUUUUAUGUACACAGACUCAGGUGAAAACUCGUCAUCGUCAAGACCUCGUAGUAGUAGUAGUAGCCUUGGAAUCAAGGAGAAUGAUCUGCGAAGUAGACCUGUUUCGCCCAAUCAUGUGCAGGAUUUCAGGUUUAAUUCAAGACGCUCAGCAAGCUCUGCACUAAACGUAACUGACAUGGAUAGUACAGGAGUAUCAGCCAGUAAGCUGAGCCGUAAAGGACUUCCAUCACCAACCAAUGCUGGACCCUCCGUUGCAGCUCUUCAACAACGCCAUCAGUGGUUAAUGCAACAGCAGCAAGAAACCGGUAAUACAACAUCCCAAAACAUCUACAAUAUGUCUCCACGAAACAGAGCUGUAUCUCCUGUACCAAAUAACAUGAAGCUGAGUGAAUAUACUGACAAUGACAGGAUGAAGCCUAACAUGUCAGACGCAGUAAAGAAUGGUCAAGCAAGCGAUGUAGACGUGGUGUAUGAGGAUACAAUCGAAGAUUAUGAAAAUGAAAACGUUGAGGAAGAACGGAUGGUCAUCCUUCGAGAUACAAGAGCAAGGUCACCCAGCAUACAUAAAGGUGCUGGCGGAUCCGUGAUGUCCGCUCAGUCGUCAUCCAGUUUUCAUUCAAUUCCUCAAGUGAUUAAUCCUGAAUUCAAGAUUGUUAAAGAGGGCUGGUUGUACAAGAAGAAUAGUCUAACGCAAUGGAAACCUGUUUAUGCUGUUGCUAAACAUGGAAAUGCUGUUAAGCCUGGUGGGUUAUACUUAUACAAAGAUGACAAAUGCUCAAGCCAUAUACAAACCUAUGACAUGAGUGAAGUUUUGGAAGUCUCGCCGAAGGCUCAAGAAUAUAGACCAGGCAUUAAAUGGGAGAUUCGCAUGCUUGCUAAAAAGGAUAAUGUAGUUUUAGCCACAGACGACAUGCUGACACGAAAAGACUGGAUCGAUUCGCUAACAUCUAUCAUGGGGAAAGUUACCAUUGCCACUCAAAACGCGCUCACUAAUCGUAUUCACUCUUCUGAACAAAUGAACCGUGAUCUCCAAAAUGUUGCUGAGGUGUUGGAGCUUGAGAACUCAAGUUUAAAGGAACAGUUAACAAGUUUGAUGGGAAGUAUAAGUAAAAAAGACCGACUUUACCAACAAGAACUACACAACAGAGAGAAUGAAUUGAAAGAGGCUAUGGCGAGAAAAGAAAGUGCUUUUCAAAAUGAGCUUCAAAAACGGGAAGAAGAACUGUCAGUAGAGAUGGAUCGUCAAAGACAAGCCUUAGAGACAAAGUGCGAGAUAUUCGAACGUGAAGCAAUGCAAUGGCGUGAUAAAUUUAUGGCUUUAGAGAAAAAACGUGAUAUUACAAAUUCAGAUUUUGAUGGUACCCAGCAAGCAAAGAUUGAAGCAUUGGAAAACGAAGUGCGCAGAUGGGAAAAUAGAGCAGAUGAAUUAGAUUUACAGCUGAAACAAAGAAUGCAUAGCAACCAAUCGAGACACACCGGUUCCGGAAUAAGAGAUAUUGACAAUUAUGGAAGCAGUAGUGCAGUGAAGGAUAUGAUUUAUGAUAUUAAUGCAAGCUUGCAAGAUUUACAUCGUCAAAUCGGAAACUCUUCGAAUGCGUCCCUUUCAGAUAUAAACAUAAAUGUUUCAAAACUCUGUAAAACGUUAGAAGAUGCGAAAGAUGGAUGGUCUGAAUUACAAGGCGACAUAAUAAAAUUUCUGGAAAACGAAAAAGAAGAUGCGGAUCUGAAGGAUGCUAAACAAAAGCAUCUGUUUGAUUUGCUGCGUAACGAUGUCGUUCACUUACGCGAGGAGAUUAUCGGUGCAAAUAUAAAUGAAGAUGAGAAUAAUAGUCAAGUGGACCAUAUCAAGCAAGUUCGAAAAGCUCCAUCUCUAUCUGAGAAAUUUGACAUACUGAUACAAAUGGUUGAAAAUAUGCAGCUUAGUCAAUCAAGAUCAGCUGCAUCCUUUACAGGUAGUCAUUCAGCAUCAAGUAUAUCCAGUGACGAUAUGCCUAGUACUCCACCUCUAUCUUUUGCAGAUAAGGGGGCUGAUUUGUACAAAAUAGUUUCCUCUCACCAUCAAGAGUUGAAAGAAUGGAUUGAAGAGUCAAGAAAGAUGCAUAGCUUCACGCUCAAUUCAAUAGAGAAAAACUUACAAAACCACAAACUCCCUUCGGUACCCUCAGAUAUCAGCCAACUACAUGAAAAGAUAACAAAGACAAUAGAAGAAGCAGUUGCUGAAAUCGCUAAAUCUCAAGAACAAUCGCAAGAUGAACAAGCUAAGAAUAUUAAGGUGAUUGGGAAUUAUCUCCAACUUAUUUCAAAUGAUAUUCAAGAAAGCUCGAUUCCCGACUUGUCCGCUUUAUCGCAACAGUUGGAAGAUGUUGUCGAGCGUCUAAAUAAUACAGAGGAACGCCUAUCAUUGUUAAAUGGUCCUGGUAAAUGGAAUUCGAGCCGAUCCGAUGCUGAAGAUGAUAUGACAAUGCUCAACAAUAUGCCAGCGUCUACCAAUAACGCUGCAUUGACUGAUGAUGAUAAAUUAUCACAACUUUACAAUUUUGUGCAAAAUACAGAGCGUUUUAUCGAGCGGUCUUUCCGUAUCUUGGGCCGUUAUGGCGAUAACCCUAAUGCUAUGGAGGAAACCAUUCGAAGAGCCGUCAAGAGUGCAUCAAAAGCUCAGUUAGAAAAGAUUCUUGCUAUACAAGAGCAAAACCUAGAAGAACGUGAACAAAUUGAAAAGAAGAUGCAGCGAUACGAAGAAAAUGCUAGAAGCUAUUUCGAAAAGUCAAUGAGUAAAAUGCACAGUGAUCUUCAUGAAUAUACAGGUGUAAUGUAUGAAAUGCUCGAAAGCCUGGUUUUAAAAGCCUUAGGUGCAUCAUCUCCUGCCUCAUUGAUAGCGAACGGUGAAAAUGACAAAGACGGAAUUUCAGAAGCACAGAAAAAACCAAUAGAUAAUGUCGUUGAACUCUACGCUAAGCUAUCUGGUCUAAAUCAGAUACUCAAGAUGGAAAUUGCUAAACUAGAGAAGCAAAAGGAACAACUAGAAACUGAGGUCAAAACAUUAACACAAACCAACAAGGAUAUACAAAACGAAAUUGAACACAGGAAAUUGGAUCUUAAGACAGUUGAAACAGAAUAUGAACGUUUGCAACACGACAUUCGUAGACUAAGGAAAGAGAGUGCGAACGGUGUUGCUAAGGAGCUCGAACCCCUCAUAUUGCAAAUUGAAAAGCUUAAAAGAAUGGCAACAACCUCCGAUUCUCGACGCUCAAGAAUUGAAAUUAUGGAUGAUCUAAGUUUUAUAGACGCGGAAGAAGAUUUGAACUCCCAGGUACAAAUAGCUUUCAUAAUAUAUUAUUAAACGAGCAGAGUGUUUCUAAUGGACGGUAACAUUUAUAGUACUCAGCAAACCACCAUCGU
Mycotypha africana is the source of this 3453-nucleotide messenger RNA. RefSeq lists its product as uncharacterized. Bases 59 to 3394 code for a protein of 1111 amino acids. The transcript has 5 exons. Gene Ontology annotation, biological process: autophagosome assembly; autophagy; late endosome to vacuole transport. The record is from RefSeq and is a predicted model, not a curated record. Gene Ontology annotation, cellular component: phosphatidylinositol 3-kinase complex, class III, type I; phosphatidylinositol 3-kinase complex, class III, type II; phagophore assembly site. NCBI's taxonomy places the organism in Eukaryota, Fungi, Mucoromycota, Mucoromycetes, Mucorales, Mycotyphaceae.